AGAGGAGCGGAGAAGAAGACGGACAGACCGAUAGCCUUCUUCUCCCUCUUCUCACUCCAUCUAAUCGUCUACGGCCCCUUUUGGAGCUCCUCUUAGUAAACGAUGGCAGAGGGUGAGGACAUCCAACCUCUGGUGUGCGACAAUGGAACUGGGAUGGUUAAGGCUGGGUUCGCCGGAGAUGAUGCUCCAAGAGCCGUCUUCCCGAGCAUCGUCGGCCGCCCCCGCCACACCGGCGUGAUGGUCGGCAUGGGGCAGAAGGACGCCUACGUCGGGGACGAGGCUCAAUCCAAGAGAGGCAUAUUGACGCUCAAGUACCCCAUCGAGCACGGCAUCGUCAACAACUGGGACGACAUGGAGAAGAUAUGGCAUCACACCUUCUACAACGAGCUCCGCAUCGCUCCCGAAGAGCACCCCGUCCUCCUCACCGAGGCCCCCCUCAACCCUAAAGCCAACCGCGAGAAGAUGACCCAGAUCAUGUUCGAGACCUUCAAUGCUCCCGCCAUGUACGUCGCCAUCCAAGCCGUCCUCUCCCUCUACGCCAGUGGACGCACAACAGGGAUUGUGCUGGAUUCCGGUGAUGGCGUUAGCCACACCGUCCCGAUCUACGAAGGCUACGCCCUCCCGCACGCCAUCCUUCGGCUGGACUUGGCAGGCCGCGACCUGACCGACCACCUCAUGAAGAUCCUGACGGAGCGCGGCUACUCCUUCACCACCACCGCGGAGCGCGAGAUCGUGAGGGACAUGAAGGAGAAGCUGGCGUACAUCGCCCUCGACUACGAGCAGGAGAUGGAGGCCGCCAAGACCCCCGCGGCGGUGGAGAAGACCUACGAGCUCCCCGACGGGCAGGUGAUCACCAUCGGCGCCGAGCGGUUCCGCUGCCCGGAGGUGCUCUUCCAGCCGUCCCUGAUCGGGAUGGAAGCCGCUGGCAUCCACGAGACGACCUACAACUCCAUCAUGAAGUGCGACGUGGACAUCAGGAAGGACCUGUACGGGAACAUCGUCCUCAGCGGCGGGACCACCAUGUUCACCGGCAUCGGCGACAGGAUGAGCAAGGAGAUCACGGCGUUGGCGCCCAGCAGCAUGAAGAUUAAGGUGGUGGCUCCGCCGGAGAGGAAGUACAGCGUUUGGAUCGGAGGCUCCAUCCUGGCAUCCCUCAGCACUUUCCAACAGAUGUGGAUUGCCAAGGCCGAGUACGAUGAGUCUGGUCCAUCCAUCGUGCACAGGAAAUGCUUCUGAUUUCUCCCAACUAGGAAACAAGGCAUCGACAAUGUGUUGUGUAGUUGGUGUGAAGCUUUGAGUUGGCAUAUAAUUCAUCACAGACACUUACUGCCAAACCUACUACUCUCUUGUUGAGUUUAACGCCAUUGCUCCCGCAUGCUUCAACCCACCCCGAAAAGAAGUCUUGUUUCAUUA
Messenger RNA from Musa acuminata subsp. malaccensis (wild Malaysian banana), 1413 nucleotides. Its product is annotated as actin-like. The record is from RefSeq and is a predicted model, not a curated record. Gene Ontology annotation, cellular component: cytoplasm. Lineage: Eukaryota; Viridiplantae; Streptophyta; Magnoliopsida; Zingiberales; Musaceae.